GGCGCAUCACCGCGGCAGGGGUUCCCGGUGGGGGAGGGGACUGGGGAGACGCCACCGGCAGAGUCUUACGGACGCCUACCCCAAUUCACGAGAUCCGACUCCGACGAAACUCUCCUCGCCGGCCACCGUCGCGGCAGCCGGCUACGCACAGGGUGGCCGCAGCGCGCGAGAAGAAUACAGCAAGGGAUGGGGUGGGGCACAGUGGUUUACGAGGGGGCGGUCGUCGGCUCGUCGCUGGUGGGGCUGGGCUGGGCGGGGCUGUGGUUCCUGAACCGGCGGCUGUACAAGGAGUACGAGGAGCGGCGGGUGCUGGUGCAGAUCCUCUUCGGCCUCGUCUUCGCCUUCUCCUGCAACCUCUUCGAGCUCGUUCUCUUCGAGAUCCUCCCCGUCCUCUCCAAGCACGCGCGCUUCCUCAACUGGCACCUCGACCUCUUCUGCCUCAUUCUCCUCCUCGUCUUCGUACUCCCCUACUACCACUGCUAUCUUCUGCUCCGUAACUCAGGGGUGAGGAGGGAGCGGGCGUGGCUCGUCGCGGCGCUCUUUCUGCUGGUCUUCCUAUACGGGUUCUGGCGCAUGGGGAUUCACUUCCCCAUGCCUUCACCGGAGAAGGGUUUUUUUACAAUGCCGCAGUUGGUCAGUAGGAUUGGGGUGAUUGGAGUGAGUGUCAUGGCUGUUCUUUCUGGUUUUGGUGCCGUCAAUCUGCCAUACAGUUAUCUGUCGCUCUUCAUCAGGGAAAUUGAUGAAGCAGACAUCAAAACCUUGGAAAGGCAGCUGAUGCAAUCCAUGGAGACAUGUACUUCUAAGAAGAAGAAAAUUAUCUUGUCCCAGAUGGAGAUGGAGAGGAUUCAAGGAUCAGAGGAGAAGCUAAAGGCCAGAUCGUUUCUGAAGCGUAUAGUGGGAACAGUCGUCAGAUCCGUGCAGGAAGAUCAAACUGAGCAGGAUAUAAAAAACUUAGAAGCAGAAGUCCAGGCACUCGAAGAGCUUUCCAAACAGCUGUUCCUUGAGAUAUAUGAACUCCGUCAGGCUAAGAUAGCUGCUGCGUAUUCUCGAACGUGGAGAGGGCAUCUUCAGAAUCUACUUGGAUAUGCUUUGUCGGUGUAUUGUGUUUAUAAGAUGCUCAAGUCCUUGCAGAGUGUAGUCUUUAAGGAGUCAGGCUCUGUUGAUCCUGUAACAAUGACAAUAACAAUUUUCCUGAGACAUUUUGACAUUGGCAUUGAUGUUGCACUGUUAUCUCAGUACAUAUCUUUGAUGUUCAUCGGGAUGUUGGUUGUCAUAUCUGUUCGAGGUUUCUUGGCAAAUGUUAUGAAGUUCUUCUUUGCCGUUUCUAGAGUUGGGAGUGGAUCGACAACCAAUGUUGUCCUUUUCCUAUCAGAGAUCAUGGGCAUGUACUUCAUAUCUUCCAUUCUUCUUAUAAGAAAAAGCCUGGCAAAUGAAUAUAGGGUGAUCAUUACUGAUGUUUUGGGUGGUGAUAUCCAAUUUGACUUCUACCACCGCUGGUUUGAUGCUAUAUUUGUGGCUAGUGCGUUCCUGUCCUUGCUUCUGAUUUCUGCCCAAUACACCACCAGGCAAACAGACAAGCAUCCGAUUGAUUGAUGCAUGCUGCCCACAUCUGUGCAUGUUGUCUUUUAUAACCACUAUUCAUCCAAGGUUGACCCAUUCUUUUGUACCACAGUUUCCAAAGGCACUGUUUCUUGAUAGACCUCCAUACACAGUUACAAAACAUAACACGUCAGUUAACUUGAACAAAGUCUCUAUUUUGUAAUAUGUUUCCCGGUGGCAUUGGUUCAUGGUAAACAGUUCCUCCAUAUGGAGGUUUUCUUGUCUGCUGACCCUGCACUGCCACAGCGACCAUCUGAGUCAUCUCUGAUGAUGCUGUAAUGGGAUUCAUUGUAAUGCAGUCUGCAUUGUAGUACAUUUUGACGAGGACAAUUGAGGAAGCCCAUAUUAGGAAUGGAGUAUGACUUUGUAAAAUAGCUUGAAACUAGUGUCCUAGCACGGUAUGUGUUUGGUGUAUCUUCUAUAUUCUUUUGGCUGUUUCAUGUAACAUUUUUGCGACAACUCUGAAAGGUAGAUCUGUUAUUCAUGUGACUACUAUAUACUACCUGAAUCCUUAUAGGUACUUUGUAGUCUGUACGAAUAUCCUCUAUAAUGAUGAUGUUUCUUUGGUGACUCA
Molecule: messenger RNA, 2173 nt
Organism: Sorghum bicolor (sorghum)
Lineage: Eukaryota; Viridiplantae; Streptophyta; Magnoliopsida; Poales; Poaceae
Product: GPCR-type G protein COLD1
Exons: 13
Coding region: 187-1593 (468 amino acids)
Biological process (GO): response to abscisic acid
Cellular component (GO): membrane
Molecular function (GO): abscisic acid binding
Source: RefSeq, a predicted model, not a curated record